AUGGCUGGAGACGAAUGUGAGAUUGAAUACCUGGACGAGGAUGAGGAAUUGGUUCAACAGUGCAUGCAAAUCGUUCAAACAACGCCUGUUCCUGAUAAAGCGAAAGUUGAAAGUUUAGACAGCGAAUCUAACGACGAUUUGCUUGUCGAACGAAAAUUCGACCAUUCCGCAGUCAAAAGACGGAACAAAACUGAAGAGGAAGAUUCCGACUAUGAUCCCAGAGACGAUAUGUUGCAACUUAAAAAGAAAAAGAUAAUAAAAAAGCCGCCGAAAAGAAUCAUUAAAAUUGAUUCACAACAAGUAUCCUUCUACGUAAGAAAUAAUGCAGAAAAUGUGCAAAAACCUCUUAAAACGUACAGCAGAGUGCUUGAACAAGGGCUGCACGCAAUUCAGAAAAAAACUGCGUCCAAGAUGAUAAAAGUGAAGGAAGUGCGUCCUGUUCCCCGUCCUGUUACAAAAACAACUGAAGAAAUGCUAAAGGAACGCAAGAAACUUGAUAUUAGAAUACCCGAUUUUGAAGAUCCACUAUGUCUGCCCGUUCGGGCUUUUUUGAAGGAUAACGCCGAGUUAAAGAAACUGAAAAGCUGGAAUAAUCUAUGUCUAAGUUAUCUUACAAAGGGUAAUGAAGCUUUGGAGACUCGUGGAAAAAUCAACUCUUCGAAGAGAACUGUUGUACUUAGUAAUAGUAGAAAUAGGAUUGACGGGAAGGUAGAAACAUCAGUAUGGAGUAAAAUUUAUGUAGAAACAGACAAAGGGGAGACGAAAAUGGAAACCUACCGUUCCAUCUUACCACGGUAUAGAGAGAAAAAGAUGCCAAAACAGUACAACUUGAAUAGAGGUGUACAGAAACAGUUUAAGAACACAUAUGAUGUUAUACUGACGAAGGAAUCUCAAAAGGAUGAGGAGUUUUUGGUUGUGUAUAAACCAGACGAAGCAUUGAGUGCCGUUUAUAAAUUCGAUAAGAAGAAAACAGAGUAG
Molecule: messenger RNA, 978 nt
Organism: Hyposmocoma kahamanoa
Lineage: Eukaryota; Metazoa; Arthropoda; Insecta; Lepidoptera; Cosmopterigidae
Exons: 2
Coding region: 1-978 (325 amino acids)
Source: RefSeq, a predicted model, not a curated record